Molecule: messenger RNA, 2667 nt
Organism: Psylliodes chrysocephalus
Lineage: Eukaryota; Metazoa; Arthropoda; Insecta; Coleoptera; Chrysomelidae
Source: the annotation of a GenBank genome assembly
UGUGUGUUGGCAGUUGGCACUAUUAGCACAUUGGCAGCAUUGAUUGAAACGACAGGCAAAAAGACACAUGUUAGGAUCUAACCUCAAUAUUUUUUUUGCCUUGUUAUUUUAAUUAGUCUAAAUUUGUUUUUGUAAAUACAUUUAAAAAUGUCGUGGAUAUUUGGUUAUGGAAAAAAUAAGGACCAAGCACCUGAUUUGUCACAAUUAGGUUUGGGUGUACCGGAUGGAGCUGGUGCAGGAGGCUCCGGGGGAGAUAGUCAAGAGCCCCCCAAUUUAACUAAAGCAGAAAGGAGAGCUAUGGAAGCCUACAGAUUCGAUUCCACAGCGUUAGAAAGAGCUGCACAGUCUGCAAGGGAACUGGAAAAAUCAAAAUAUGCUAAGGAUGCCUUAGAAUUGUCUAAACUUCAAGAACAGACUAGACAGGUAGAACAGCAGGCUAAGAUAAAAGAGUAUGAGGCUCAUAUUUCCCAGAUGCAAAUUGAAGCAAAGAGGGCUGAAGCUGAAGAAAGGAGAAAACUUUUGCAAGAAGAAACUAAGCAACAUCAAAAUAGAGCUCAAUACCAAGACCAAUUGGCAAGAAAAAGAUAUGAAGAUCAACUUGUUCAGCAGCAAAGAAUGAAUGAUGAAAAUCUCAGAAGACAAGAAGAAUCUGUAGCUAAACAAGAAGCAAUGAGGAAGGCAACCAUUGAACAUGAGAUGGAACUUAGACAUAAAAAUGAAAUGAAGAAAGUAGAAGCUGAACUAAAAGCAAAAGCAAAAAUUGAUAGAGAAAAUCGGGACAUAACUUUAGAACAAAUUAGAUUGAAGGCUGAACAGAAUAGAAUCACUGUUUUGGAAAGUAUAAAGACAGCAGGCUCAGUUAUAGGGGCUGGAGCUCAAACUCUUUUGACAGAUUGGAAUAAGGUUCUAACAGCAGCUGGUGGUUUGUCACUAUUAGCACUUGGUGUAUAUUCUGCCAAAGGAGCUACCUCUAUCACUGCCAGAUAUAUUGAAUCUAGAUUAGGAAAACCUUCACUGGUAAGAGAAACUUCAAGAUUUUCUGUAUUAGAAGGUUUAAAACAUCCCAUAAAAACCAUUAAGAGCCUCAAAAAUACAGAAACUGAUGCUCUAUCGGGCAUCAUUUUAGCACCAAAACUAGAAGGAAGAUUGAGGGAUGUUGCCAUAGCUACAAAAAAUACCAAACAAAAUAAAGGAUUGUAUAGAAAUAUUCUUAUGCAUGGGCCACCUGGUACUGGAAAAACUAUGUUUGCAAAGAAACUUGCCAAACAUUCUGGAAUGGAUUAUGCCAUUUUAACAGGAGGUGAUAUUGCCCCAAUGGGUAGAGACGGUGUUACGGCAAUUCAUAAAGUUUUUGAUUGGGCAAAUAAUUCAAGAAAAGGUCUAAUCCUCUUCGUCGAUGAAGCCGAUGCAUUCCUCCGCAAAAGAUCGUCUGAAAACAUUUCAGAAGACCUAAGAGCAACCUUAAAUGCCUUCUUAUACCGCACAGGUGAACAAAGUCCGAAGUUCAUGUUAGUUUUAGCCUCGAAUACGCCCGAACAGUUUGAUUGGGCUGUUAAUGAUCGUUUAGAUGAAAUGGUGGAAUUUGAUUUACCUGGAUUGGAAGAAAGGGAGCGUUUGAUUAGGUUAUAUUUCCAAAAAUUCGUUUUGGAACCAGCUACAGAAGGAGUUAGGAGGUUGAAAGUUGACAACUUCGACUACAGCGCACUGUGCAGCAAAAUGGCGCGAAUGACUGAGGGUAUGUCAGGUAGAGAAAUAGCAAAACUAGGAGUAUCUUGGCAGGCAGCUGCUUAUUCUUCUCAAGAUGGAAUACUCACAGAAAAAAUGGUAAUAGAUAAAGUUAUAGACCAUGUCAAACAGCACAGACAGAAGGUGGAGUGGCAAUCUGAACAAGAGAGGAGAGAAUCUAAGAGUAUAUACCACUCGGAAAAGGAAGAUUCUUACAUCCCUGCUGGUAUAAAAGUCGAUCCGGUAAAAAGUAAAGUACAAGAGGACAUAGAAAAUAACCUAAAAAUUAAAGUAGAAAACAAAGUAACAGAUGAUGUUAAAAUUGAUGUUGAUAGUAGUAAAAGUGAAGAUUCAAGAACACCAGAUGUUACAAAAGUACAAACAAGUAAACCAAAAACUGAGGAUAAGAGCUAAAUUUGAAUGUUUUAUAGUUCAUGUAUAGUUAAAAAAUUAGGUACUAAGUCAAACGAAAAUCUGUUUCUUUUUACCUCGUUUGAUUUGUGCUAUCUACCAAACUGAUUUUUAUUAAAAGGGUAUAAAUAAAAGUGUAAUUCCUUAAAAAAAUUGGCUAAAUUGAAAAUUGUUUUUGAAAAUUAUUUAAUCGUCAUAAUGUUAUGUAAUUAUUAACUACAGUGGAUGUUGAUUAAUUAAGCAAAAUGUAAAAGGUUUAAGAAUCAAGGUAAUAAAAACCGUACUAUUUCCGUUUUGUGACCAAUUUUACUGGUAAAAAAAAAUCAAUCAACGAUUUAGAAUAAUAAUUAUAUAAUUACACAACUGAUAUUUGAAAGGUGGUUGGGUUGUAUUUCUUUCAAAUUCACAUUUGACUUACUUCAAAUGUCAAAUUAACAAUGGUUUAAGUUAUAUUUACAAAUUGAUUAGGCAUUCUCCAAACAAAAGAUCUGUCGUUGGUGGGAAGGGAUGAAAAAACUAUUAAUCAAACUA